AAACCACCACUUUUCGAUCCCGCUCAUUCAGGUUUCUCUCACUAACCUGCCAACUUCAGUUUCUUUACGCAACCAAGGCCUGACUGACCGUAUUGCACGCGACACAAUCGCGACAAGCCGCUCUCCAACCAAUCAUACUCGCAACAUGUCGUCUGUGGUGAACGAGGGGGAGAAGCCCCAAGAGGCCGCUCAGGAGCAACAGGAGGAGGAGCAGCAGCAGCAGCAGCAGCAAGAGCAGCAGAACGCGGGAGACGAUGUCAACGAUGAUGAGGUGCGCCAGCUCCGGCCCAAGCCCAGCGAUACGAUCCACCGUGAGGAGAUCUCGGCCAUGAAGCGCCGUGUCGCCGAGAUGGAAGAGGAGGCUGCCAAACUCCGCGAGAUGCAAGCUAGUCUGGACCAACAGCAUCACGAGCUCACCGAGAACAAGGAGGAUAUCGACAGUCGGAGCAUCUUUGUCGGAAACGUCGACUAUUCGGCUUCGCCUGAGGAGAUCCAGGCGCACUUCCAGAGCUGCGGGUCCAUCAACCGUGUCACCAUCCUCCUCGACAAGUUUACCGGUCAACCCAAGGGUUACGCGUAUGUCGAAUUCACCGAGCCUAGCCUAGUCGCACAAGCCCUUGUUCUCAACGAGAGUGUCUUCAAGGGCCGCAACAUCAAGGUCGUCCCCAAGCGCACGAAUAUUCCCGGCAUGUCGCGCGGCGGUCGAGGCGGUCGAGGUUCCUUCCGCGGAGGCGGUCGCGGGGGCUAUUUCGGUGGACGGGGCGGUUUCCCUCCUAGGGGAGGCUACCGUGGCGGCUACCGUGGACGCGGCCGAGGAGGCUACGCUCCUUACUAGUUGUUUUUUUGGUGGUGGUCUGACAUACGGCACAGGAUCCCGCAUCCAUCAGGACAAUCAGAGCCGUAUGCGGCCCCUCUCUGACAUCCGCAGACACUACCUGGAAUUGUGAAGAUGGGCUCGAUCUCAUCUGAGCUGGUACCACUAUCAGGCAACCCGGUGUACGUGUUGCUCAUGAUUCAUGGGAACGUUUUUUUCCCUUUUGAUGGCUGUAAGAUUAGGAUAUAUCAGCAGGGAAGAGGAGGACACUUGAAUGGUGGAGGAAAGGAAGGGUUCGUUGUCUUGGCCUGUUUUUGCACCAUGGGAGCAAUGGGAUUUUCAAAGUUUUCAUUUUGGCUGCGCGUAUCGGCAAGGCGUCAAUGGGUGGGAGGGUAAAACGAAGGAAAACGCCAAUUCCAUAUGCUCUUUUAUUUCUUCUUCGUUUAUUCAUGUCACGUUCAAUUUUUGUAUUUGAUAUUUGGCAUAAGCGCCGUCUACUACUUUUCGGUUCGACAUUUGCUACGGCUAUGUCUGCUCAGGGGAAUCAUCAGCGAAGUUGCUUAAUAUGGGCUGUCUGUUACCGCUAGCCAUCACCACAUAAUGACUAGCUUUGGCAACAAUUGAAGCUAUCACUUGAUACUUCA
Molecule: messenger RNA, 1458 nt
Organism: Neurospora tetrasperma FGSC 2508
Lineage: Eukaryota; Fungi; Ascomycota; Sordariomycetes; Sordariales; Sordariaceae
Exons: 3
Coding region: 146-835 (229 amino acids)
Molecular function (GO): RNA binding
Source: RefSeq, a predicted model, not a curated record